AUGGCUUACACUGAGAUCAAUCUUGGGGACAAAGCCAACCAUAAUAAUUUCUCCUCUGUCACAGAGUUCCUGCUGCUGGGAUUCUCCAACCUUGGAGAAACCCAGCUUAUUCUCUUUGCUGUUCUUCUGUGCCUGUAUCUGAUUAUCCUGAGUGGAAACAUCACCAUUGUCACUGUUAUCCGCCUGGAUCGCAGCCUCCACAUACCCAUGUACUUCUUCCUAGGGAUCCUUUCCAUCUCUGAGACAUGUUACACCUUUGUCAUCCUGCCCAGGAUGCUCAUAAAUCUGUUGUCUCUGCUCAGAACAAUCUCAUUUAUUAAUUGUGCCAUUCAGAUGUUUUUCUUCUUUGGUUUUGCUGUCACAAAUUGCAUGCUACUGGGCGUUAUGGGUUACGACCGCUAUGCUGCCAUCUGUCAUCCACUUCGGUACUCUAUGCUUAUGAGCUGGCAGAUAUGUGGACAACUGGCAGCCACUUGUGCUGCUAUUGGUUUUUUGUCCUCUCUGAUAGGCUCCCUCUUAGUCUUUGAGCAAACUUUCUGUGGCCCUAAUGAGAUAAACCACUACUUCUGUGAUAUUUCACCAGUUAUCCAGCUUGCCUGUACUGACACCUAUAUCAAUGAACUGGUCAUCUUCAGUGGUGGAGUUCUGGUUCUCAUGGUCCCUCUGAUUUUCAUUUGCAUCUCUUAUGGUUUCAUUGUUUGUACAAUCCUGAGGAUUCCAUCAACUGAAGGCAAGCGAAAAGCCUUCUCCACUUGUGCCUCCCAUCUUACCGUAGUCAUUGUCCACUUUGGUUGUGCCUCCUUUGUCUACCUGCGACCAUCAGCCAAGUUCUCAUCCAGCAAAGAUAGGCUUGUGACAGUGACCUACACUGUUGUGACUCCAUUGUUGAACCCCAUGGUGUAUAGCCUUAGGAACAAGGAUGUCCAGAUGGCCAUUCGGAAAAGCUUAACCCACUACUUACUUUCACAAACUCCUCACAUACAUAAUAUUAGUGGUUCUUUUUUUAUUAAAUAA
Phacochoerus africanus (Common warthog) is the source of this 1014-nucleotide messenger RNA. RefSeq names its product olfactory receptor 10R2-like. Gene Ontology annotation, cellular component: membrane. NCBI's taxonomy places the organism in Eukaryota, Metazoa, Chordata, Mammalia, Artiodactyla, Suidae. Gene Ontology annotation, biological process: G protein-coupled receptor signaling pathway. Gene Ontology annotation, molecular function: olfactory receptor activity; G protein-coupled receptor activity. The coding region runs from base 1 to 1014 and encodes 337 amino acids. The transcript has 3 exons. The record is from RefSeq and is a predicted model, not a curated record.